AUGUUGCCGCGGAACUUCAUCAUCCCAGAGGUGAAAGGAAACCUCUCCGCGGAGGAUCGACGCAUCCUGUUGGCCAGCUUCCCGAGCCAUUGCUACAAGAAGGUCGCUAAAGUGAUCAUUGGCGAGCCGCCUGCAGAUUACAAGACCUUCAUGCAGCAGGCUUGGUUGAAGGACAAAAAGGCAAAGGCAGAAGCAGAGCUGAUGCGAAAGAAGGCAGAGGCUGCUAGGAAAAAGGAAGAGGAAGCGCAUAGGAAGGCGCAAGAAGAGCAGAAGAAGGCGGACAAUUCCAAGGAAGCGGAGGCAGAAGGAGCUGAAGGUGAGUCGAAAGAAGAUGGAAAGGAGAAGGGAGAAGAGGAGGAGAAGGAUGCGAAAGAUGAAGAUGCGAUGGAAGAAGAGGUCCUAGUGAACUUGACGGAGGAAGAGAAGAAGUCGAAAGCUUACCCUCUUUGA
Messenger RNA from Durusdinium trenchii, 450 nucleotides. Lineage: Eukaryota; Dinophyceae; Suessiales; Symbiodiniaceae. The record is from the annotation of a GenBank genome assembly.